Molecule: messenger RNA, 7940 nt
Organism: Syngnathoides biaculeatus (alligator pipefish)
Lineage: Eukaryota; Metazoa; Chordata; Actinopteri; Syngnathiformes; Syngnathidae
Gene: pdzd8
Product: PDZ domain containing 8
Exons: 5
Coding region: 267-3848 (1193 amino acids)
Biological process (GO): mitochondrial calcium ion homeostasis
Cellular component (GO): mitochondria-associated endoplasmic reticulum membrane contact site
Molecular function (GO): protein binding; lipid binding
Source: RefSeq, a predicted model, not a curated record
GAUGGUUCAGUGAAACUGGUUUGCAUGCCCUGUAAGUCCAACAAAUCCGGUCAGCCAUGAACGCCACAAGAGCAACGUCGCAAAACCGUCAUCACGCAGUUACGUCACGUCGUUUGUCCAAUCAGGAGGAGAUUUCGAAUCUCCGGAAAGAAGCAGAUGAUAUGGCGGCUUUGAGGGCGACCAAGUGGGACUUGCUUCGUUAACACGACUACAGACGAUUGUGAGCAUGCUUUGACUCGGAGAGGGUGACGAAGCAGCUGCCCAAAAUGAUUUACUUAAUCUUGAUUUCGGCAUUGUCCGGAGCAGUCAUUACAUUGCUUUUGCAGCUCUUGUUGCUCUACCGGAGGAGUCCAGAGGCUCUCGAAAGGACAGAGCAGUACGCCAAAGUAGUGGCUGAUAACGCGUUAAAGGAUUACUUUAAUGCCCAGAAUGUGGAUCCAGGCCAGUUGCAGCAGCAGGACGGUCAAGGGGCCGCCUCGACCAGACAGCAGGAAGCUGCUGAUAUCGGCGGCAGUCCCAAACAGCACCAGUCGCCGCCUGCGCACAGCGACUCGGCUGAGCCCGAAAGCUGUCAUUUCCUCAAUGCCAUCUUUUUGUUCCUAUUUAGGGAGCUGCGAGACACUCCUGUCGUCAGACACUGGCUCACCAAAAAGAUCAAGGUCGAGUUUGAGGAGCUGCUCCAGACCAAGACAGCGGGUCGGCUGCUGGAGGGACUCAGCCUGCGAGAUAUUUCUUUAGGCAAUUCUCUUCCGGUGUUCAAAACAGCUAAACUUCUGAAGCCGGUGCAUAUGAACGAGGACGGCAUGCCGGAGGAGCUCAACUUCGAAGUGGACAUUGAGUACAAUGGCGGCUUCCACCUGGCCAUUGACGUGGAGUUGGUGUUCUGGAAGUCUGCUUACCUGUUCGUCAAGAUGAGGCGCGUGGUGGGCAAACUGAGGCUGCAGUUCACCCGCGUACCCUUCACCCACUGGUCCUUCGCAUUCCUCGAGGACCCGCUUGUGGAUUUUGAGGUCAAGUCCCAGUUUGAAGGCAGGCCGCUUCCACAGCUCACCUCCAUCAUCGUCAACCAGCUCAAACGGGUCAUCAAAAAGAAACACACACUACCCAACUACAAAAUAAGAUACAAGCCUUUCUUCCCAUUCCAAGUGCAGCCACCUCUGGGAUCGACCUCUGAUUUAGAAUUGUCAGUCCAGGAUAGCAGACUUGUGGAAGGCCGUCUGAAAGUCACUCUUAUUGAAUGUAGCAGACUGUUUAUCCUGGGUUCAUAUGAAAGAGAAACCUAUGUUCACUGUACUCUGGAGCUCAGCAGCCACCAGUGGAAGGAAAAGACCCGUAGCUCAAUCAAACGAACCGAGAUUAUCAAGGGACUGUGUGGCAACGUCGGAAUGACAUUCAGGCAUGUACCUGCAAGUGAGGGGGAUGCAGUCCAUGUAAGCAUUGAGACCGUCACACCAAACUCCCCUGCAGCCUUGGCAGAAUUGCAGCGAGGUGAUCGUCUCAUUGCAAUCGGAGGUGUCAAAGUGACAUCCUCAGUUCAAGUACCCAAACUUCUGAAGCAGGCUGGCGACAGGGUAGUGGUACUGUAUGAGAGGCCGGUCCGCCACCACACUCCAUCACUCGGAAGCCUGGUAACGCUUCAAGAGGGAUUUGGGCAGCUUGAAGAACCCAGUUUCAUAUCCCAGUCAGGGGGUUAUGAAGAAGACCCGGCCCCAAUCACCACUCUGUCUGACAUAACUGACAGUAAAGACAUGGACUCAGAAUUUGAAGACUUGAUUAUCGACUCCAAACCCAGCCAGAAUGUUGGCCCCAUCAACACUAGUGAUGCUAAGGAUGAUUUUUUACUUUCAGUAAACCAAAGCCCGCAAAAAACAGUGGCCAACUUGGCUUCUAAGCCUCUUGGGACUAUAUCACCCAUCCUCAACCGUAAACUCAACCUGGUUGGCCUCCAGUCCCCGCUAAAGCCCCAGCCUAAAGAAUCACCCAAACCCCCUCGACAAAAGGCAGGCAAUGAUUCAGGAGAUAAUUUGCAACGACCCACUGUACCCCCUCCCCCCCCUCCUUCUCGUCCCCCAGUGCCUCCAAGACCUCAAAUACGGUUGUCAUCUGCCAGCUCAGAAGCAGUUUUUUCUGAAAGUGUUGAUUCUACUACAAACAUAAUUCCUGUAAUUCCCACUGCAACCUUCACUACCGUUGCUUCUGAGAAAUCUCCAGAAAAAGCCCCUCCACCUGUAGCCAAUGAAGACAUGGCUGGCACUGAGAAGAUGGGCAUCAAACCCAUGGAGGCAAAGUCCACCAGGCCAACAGAGUCCAGUGAGGAUAUUUCAAUUUCAUCCUCCACUUGCAGCAAAGUAGACCAGACAAAGGACAAAGUUUCAGAGAGUUCCUGCAGCACACGGGACAGUCUAGAAGAGCACUCUCUCUGGGAAUCUCCAGAAACAAUGUUUCGAAAUCAGACAGCACAUUGGCCCAAGGCCUCGGUUGUAUUUGAGGUAGAGAGCAACCAUAAGUAUCUUAAUGUGGCCCUUUGGUGUAAAGAUCCCUUUAAGCUGGGAAGUUUGUUGUGCCUGGGCCAUGUCAGCCUCCAGAUUGAGCAUGUAGCCCUUGAAUGUAUGGGAACAUCUUCAGCAGAAUAUCAAAGCACAUUUAGGCUUGGGCCUCCAGAGCCUCGAGCUAAUGUCAGCCGCACUGCACUACGGAGUCUCAGUACUCACAAGGGCUUCAAUGAAAAGUUAUGUUAUGGCGAUGUUAGUCUAAAUUUCUGUUAUCUAGCAGGUGAUGAGUUAGACUACCCUGGACUGGUAGAGAGGGAGGGGGAGGGGAGUCUCCAAGAGGAAGAUCUAAGGGAGCGGGAGAGGGAACAUAUCUCCACAGCCCCACGUGAUGACUUGGCCUACAGUGCCAUGCAGCUUGUUGAGGUUCGCCACAACUUCCAGGACACCCAAUUCCAAAACCCUACCUGGUGUGAAUAUUGCAAAAAGAAAGUUUGGACCAAGGCAGCAUCACAGUGUAUGAUCUGCGCCUAUGUUUGCCACAAGAAAUGCCAGGAAAAAUGCCUCGCUGAAAAUCCUUUCUGCGUGGCAGCAACUGAACGUCGAGGAGCUGACCCUGAGGCCAAGUCCACCAUUAAUCGGGCCACCACUGGUUUAACCCGCCAUAUCAUCAACACGAGCUCUCGUCUACUGAACCUGCGCCAGGCUCCUAAGACUCGCCUGGUUGAGCAGGUAGCUGAUGUGGUGCCUGGAGCAGUCGAUCCUUCACCUAAACACACUCCAAACACCUCAGACAAUGAGAGCAGUGAUACAGAGACAUAUACCAGUGGUGCCAGCCCAUCCAAACAACCUGCUGGCAGUGCAGGUAGCACCAAACUUGUUCGCAAGGAGUGUGGUUUGGAUGAUAGCGUGUUCAUUGCUGUAAAAGAGAUAGGCCGCGACCUCUAUCGAGGUUUGCCUCCAGAUGAGCGCUCCCAAAAACUUGAGCUGAUGUUGGACAAGUUGCAGCAGGAAAUCGAUCAGGAAUUGGAGCACAACAAUGCUCUUUUGAUAGAGGAGAGGGAGACAAGCGAUCCCAGGCGCAAGGUGCUCAUUAGUUCGGCCCUGUCCAAGUCUGGGGAAAGACUUCAGGCACUCACUUUGCUCAUGAUUCACUACCGUGCAGGCAUUGAGGACUUGGAGUCAGUGGAGAGCACCUCUCCUUUGGAGCAACAAUGUUUUAAGGGCAAAGGAGAUGGCUUAGAGGAGGAGGCCUUGAUGGGAGCAGAGGUCUAUGACAGUGACAUAUGCAGCCCAGUGGAAUUGCAACUGUUGGAUGACAUUACUGAGGAUCAGAUCUGUGUUGAGGCGCUCCACUAAAUAAGACUAGAAAGGAGAAAAAGAAGGACUGGUAAUGGUUAGGUCACUAUUUGAAAGCGUAAUACCGUCCGUUUUUUUUUUCCCCCCACAAAUACAUAAAGGAAUUUCUUCCUAUUGCUACGUGGUUGCACCGCUCAAUGCUUUUAUUUUGCACUCCAUGUUUACAAAGGGAAAUAGAACACUGUAGUGUUGCUGAGAUAUUGUUGAAUCCAAUUCCAAAUGUCUUCAAAAAGUUUGCCCUUCUCAAUGAUGUUUUCACACUUUUUUUCUUUUUUGCAAUGAAAGUAAUUUUUCAAAAGUAGUCCAAAACAACUCCAGCAGAUCACAUGAGGUGUACAUUUCUCAUGAACACUGCAGUCAAGCUUUCUUACUUUGUUUGUUUAAAACCACUUUUAAAUGCAGACCUUUUAAUAUAUAUAAAUGAGUUCCUUCUCUUGGGGGUUUCAACAGUUGAAAAAUAAUUUGAAUGUGUUUUUGUUUUUAUUUCAGGACUAUCACAGUUUCACAUGCCAUUUAUCCAUAAAAUGUUUUUGUCCAAGAUUUAAAGUGAUUGCCCUUGUUUUUGUUUUAAGUAAAUUCUUUAAAUAUUUAUUUCAUGUUAUGUAUGCCAAAAACUUGGUAGAUUAUUGCUUUUGUUAUAAUCUCGCAAUGAAAUUUAACCCAUAUUUUGAGCUAAUGUGUUUUUCUUCUUGUGUAUUCAGUUUGCUUCUUAUGUGUAAGGGGAAAAUAUUAGUACAGUACUUGCAAAGAUAUUUCUGUGUGGCUUGUUUUCAUGAGUGGUUUGAAUGCCCAAAUAAGUGUUUCCCAUCGUGCCUUUUUUGUUUUGUCAUCACUUAAUUCAUUGUUUGUCAACAUUGAGCACAGGCUUUAGCCCUAAAAGCCAUCAGCUCCCUAAAGGUUAUUUUCGCUUAUUUUUUUAUGUCCCUGGAGAACCAACCACUUGACAUUCUUUUUUUUAAUUACUAAUGCAUUGUAUCAACAUUCGUUAUUUCUGUGCGUUUUGCCAUCCUAGUGCCACUUCCAAUAUGUGCUUCAUUAAUAGAUUCUACCAUUAGAUAGUAGUCAAUCUUUGCUAUCAGUUCUCCUGAAUUUUAAUGUGAAACAAAAAACAAGCAAGUUAUUAAGUUGGAUGCAAUUACAGCCAAAAUUAACCCAACAUGAGGCAGAACAUAAAAAUUGGAAUGCCAGUUUUGAGUAAGCACCAUCUGAAAUGCUGCCUAGUAUUAAUAAACCCAGUAUAAAUGCUGUAAAAUUCCCAUCAAUUUCUUGUAUAGAAUUGUUUUUUUUUAUCUAGAGCUGGUUGAUUGAGCUGCUAUGCUCAAUCUUCAUCAAACUGUGCUGCAGGCUGACACCUCAGUAAAUUUUCAUAUUUCCAACGCUUACCAUCCUCAACAGUAAUAAUUUACUAUUUCUCUAUCAAAUAUUGAAAAGCCAACAACGCAAAAUACCCCAUUCCAGCUAAAACACGAGGUGGUUGACAGUAUGCAGACAAUCACAGUGAGAUGACCACACUUGCAUUGUAUUACAAAUUCAUAUGACUGUGAACUACGAUUGAGAUAACCAGCCUUGGUCUUUUAAUGUCAAACUUUGUCUUCAAACAAUUUUACUGCCUACAUCUUGCACCUUGGAAAUUCUCUUCAGGUAGAGUUCAUAGUGCUGUUGGAUGGAGCACAAACGCCUGGAAAAUCUGAAGUCUCUGUGACCUUUAACUACCCACAUUGAAUUUCCAAGUUCCCAAGAAGUAUUAGGGCUGCAUUGUAAAAUUUUAAAAUGAUGAGCAUUGUCAUGAUGUUGUGAGAAACAAAUGUAUAUAAAGCAGUUUUCAAAAUGUGGAUGUCCGUUACCUUUAUUGAAAGAUCCGUCAUACCAUCUUCGAGGACCAUCAUUAGAUACAUUGCCUUGUGAAAGUAUUCAGCCCCCUUCAAGUUUUCAACCUUUCGCUACAUUUCAGGCUUCAAACAUAAAGAUAUAAAAUGUAAUUUUUUUCGUCAAGAAUCAACAAGUGGGACACAAUCGUGAAGUGGAAUGAAUUUUAUUGGAUAGUUUAAACUUUUUUUUAACAAAUUAAAAGCUGAAAAGUGGCGUGUGCAAUAUUAUUCGUCCCCCUUGCAUUAAUACUUUGUAGUGCCAUCUUUUGCAGCAAUUACAGUUGCAAGUCACUUGGGGUAUGUCUCUAUCAGUUUUGCCCAUUGAGAGACUGAAAUUCUUGCCCAUUCUUCCUUGCAAAACAGCUCGAACUCGGUGAGAUUGGACGGAGAGCCCUGCCCACAGAUUCUCCAUUGGAUUCAAGUCUGGACUUCGACUCAGCCAUUCUAACACCUGGAUACGUUUAUUUGUGAACCAUUCCAUUGUAGAUUUGGCUUUAUGUUUUGGAUCAUUGUCCUGCUGGAAGAUAAAUCGCCGUCCCAGUCUCCGGUCUUUUGCAGACUCCCAACAGGUUUGUUUUUCAGAAUGGUCCUGUAUUUGGCUCUUUUCAUCUUCCCAUCAAUUUGAACCAUCUAUCCUGUCCCUGCUGAAGAAAAGCUGGCCCAAACCACGAGGCUGCCACCACCAUGUUUGACAGUGGGGAUUGUGUGUUCAGGGUGAUGAGCUGUGUUGCUUUUAUGCCAAACAUAUCAUUUUGCAUUGUGGCCAAAAAGUUCAAUUUUGGUUUCAUCUGACCAGAGCACCUUCUUCCACGUUUGGCGUGUCUCCCAGGUGGUUUGUGGCAAACUUUAAAUGAGACUUUUUAUAGAUAUCUUUGAGAAAUGGCUUUCUUCUUGCCACUCUUCCAUAAAGGCCAGAUUUGUGCAGUGUACGACUUGACUGUUGUCCCAUGGGCCUCUUGGCUGCAUCUCUGAUCAGUCUUCUCCUUGUUUGAGGUGAAAGUUUAAAUGGAAGGCCGGGUCUUAGUAGAUUUGCAGUGGUCUGAUAUUCCUUUUGUUUCCAUAUGAUUGCUUGCACAGUUUCUUGAGAUGUUUAAAGCUUGGGAAAUCUUUUUGUAUCCAAAUCUGGCUUUAAACUUCUCCACAACAGUAUCUCGGACCUGCCUGAUAUGUUCCUUGGUCUUCAUUUCACUUUAAACCAAACCCUGAGACUAUCACAGAGCAGGUGCAUUGAUAUGGAGACUUGAUUACACACAGGUGGAUUCUAUUUAUCAUCAUCAGUCAACAUUGGAUCAUUCAGAGAUCCUCACUGAACUUAUGGAGUGCAAUUUACUGACCGAAUAAUAUUGCACGUCCCACUUUUCAGUUUUUUUAUUUGUAUAUUAUUGUAUGUAUAUUUUAUUAGUAUAAAACAUGCAAUACAUUUCGUUCCACUUCACGAUUGUGACCCGUUUGUUGUUGAUUCUUGACAAAAAAUGAAAAUUUUAUAUCUUAUAUAUGUUUGAAGCCUGAAAUGUGGCAAAAGGUUGAAAACUUCAAGGGGGCCGAAUACUUUCACAAGGAACUGAAAAGUUACACUAAAGUGUAACUCUACAACAUCAACACCCGUCUUUUGUGACACAUGUGUAUCUUUCUGCUCAGCAUUCAAUUUUGUCUUUUUAGUCUCAUGAUGUUUUCCCGCUUCUCAGUAUUUCCUCCCACUUUUUAAUACAAGCGGAUGUUGGUCCAAAAUUAGCAUUUUUGACAGACUUGCAUGGCUGUCAAUGUUGCAGAGACGUAACAAAGAAGAAGCCACCUAAUUGACUACCUUUUUGCUAGUUUUCUCAGUGUACCUUAACUCAGAUUGGAUAUUGGCUGGAUGAUUUCUAUGUCUUCGUCUGUCACUAUACGUUCCGAUUUUGUGCAAUAUUUUUGUUGGACGAUGAUGAAGAAUGACUGCAUAAUAUUUCUUUCAUAAUUAGUGUAGCCUGCAUACCUACCUAUCUGUCUGAUAAAGUCACGGAGUCUCUCAAAACCCGAGAAGUGAGAUUCACUGUAAAACGCUUUGCUUUUGCCUCUGCUGCUGCUGUGACAAUUUGAUUGACCACAGUACUGUUUCUUGCGUGUACCCAUUGCAGCUUUUCAGCGGGUAAAAAUGUGUGUGGUGUUCAUAUGGGUGGGCUAUUGUGCACCGUUUUUCUGAAGGUUCAUAUGUUGAAGCUUUAUUGUACUUAACACUCAAUAAAAA